AUGCUUCGUCAGUCAACAUCCAUGUGUGGUAAAAAAAACUCAAUUUUUCUCUAGAAAAUCAAGAGGAAUAAAAAACGCACAGGUGGUAAUGAGAAACUCUCACAACAUUAUGUUAAUCUGUCAAUUUCCAAAUGUGAUCAGUGUUAUUCACAUUUGUUGGACAUCAUGGUAAUGAUUUAGUCUUUUCAAUGGUAAAUAUAGUUGUUGAGGAAAAACGGUAUAUUGUAUAAACCCUUCUUUUGAGCUACAUCUCCUGUAUAACUCUCUAGUUUCUGUCUCUCUUAAAAAAGUAAAAGAAAUGUUGUUCACAGAGGAAAACGAGCUCCCUGGUCACUUAAGGGAGACCUUGAGGCUGUUAGACUGUAGCAACGACAGGGAUGGACCACAAAAAAUUCUGCAUAAACCGCUUGUCCAGUUACAAGACAGCUUCCAAACUGCUCACAGCUAUCCCAGUGCCCGGGAUUCAAAUCAUCAGCAGGCCCCUGAAGUGAGGAUACUCAUGGUUUUUAGAGUCCUAGUUUAUCUGUUUUGAAAUUAUGUUAUUUUUUUAUCGUGCAUACCCAAUUUUGUGAGAAAAGAUCAAUGAUAGAGGACAUUUUUUGAAGGGUCCCUCUCUGUACAAUCUAAAUGAAGAGGGGGCUUCAUGGCAUAUGGCUCCCAGCAGCAGUACAGCUUUGUGCAAAGGUCCAGCACCCUUGGCAUGUUUCUCUGUGGACAUGAAGCUGAAAAACCAGCAGGAAAGGCCUGAGCUCAGGAGCCAGACUGCAGUGACUCAAGGCCAGAGUGCAAACUCCUCAUAUACUGAUGUUAUUUUAUUUCAGUGAGUAUGCAUCUUAUGGCGGAAAAAAAAAUUAUAUCUUAAGUGACUGAAAAAAAAAGAAAGUGUUUUCUAUGCGUGUAAAGAGAAUUCAAAUAAACAUAGUGUGUCAUAUUACAGGUCAGAGUGGGCAAAAUUUGAAAACAACACUCCAUCCAAGCACUACGGGUUUCACAACGUCCAGAUGGAUUCUGUAGAGUACACUUACAGCAGAAUUAACCAUUUGACUGAGGUGAAGGAGCUUGACUCUAAGGAAGUGCGUCGGGAUCUCUUGGUCAACAGUACAGAGCGUGCUAUGGAUGAAAAUGCAGCCAUCGUGAACUGUGGAGAAUCAAGAAACUACCUCUACAGUGUCAUGAAGGACGAUCAGAGCAUCCUGGCCUGUCUUCCCAGCGAAGAGACAAAAGCAGUUGCAGGCAUCAGCGAGUCCUCAAAGUCUCAUCAGUCAUCAAUGAAAAUGAGCCCUGCGGGGAGCUUCACCUCCACUCCUCGUCCUCUCACUACAUGGGAUGUUAAGGUGGAAACUGAGCCAGCACAGCAUAUGUCGACUUCCACCCAAACUGAAGCACCAGAAACAUCUGACAAGCAUGUCAUCACUGAAGUCCACAUGGCAGAUCUGGACUAUGUUGCUGAGGUAUCACUAAAAGCAGAGGCUCCAUUAAAUCAUCUCCAGAAAACUGUAAAUCAACCCCUUUUUUUUAUAUUACAGGAAUUUCUCAAACUAAAGGCAGCCAAAGAGGAGCUGAGGGAGCUAAAAGCCAAAAUGAAAAGGUAAGAUUACACCGAUUCCUCCUUCAGCCCUGUGCUGCAGAGAUUUCUCCUGCAGAGGGGCUAUCAUCUGUAAUUUUAUUUUGGUUUUGGCAGCUCUACUUGUCAAUCUGGAAAGGAAUGUGAAUAUCCAGCAUGCUCAGCAGGCAGAGCUGUGCCUUCUGACUCUGCAGUACAGCAUGUACAGACAGCACUGCUGGAGACUGUAAGCACUGCUAAGCACAGAACUGCUUAAGUGCAGCUAAAAAAUUAGGAUGUUCUAAAAAAGUUAUUUUUUCCCCAUAUAAUUCAAUUCAAAAGGUGAAACUUCUAUAUAUUCUAGAUUCAUCACAUAAUAUUUCAAGAUUUUUUUUAUCUGAUGAUUAUCUGCUGGGGUGUUAGGAAGCCCAGGUUGCUUUGAAAGCCCCUCAAGCUCAUCUGUAUUGUUGCCCUGGUGUCUCUCAUCUUCCCCUUGACCAGUGGUUCUCAAGUCCAGUCCUUGAGGCCCACUGUCCUGCAUGUUUUGGAUGUUUCCCUGCUCCAGCACACCUGAUUCAAAUGAUCAGCUCGUUAUCAAGCCAUUACAGAGCUUGAUAACGAGCUGAUCAUUUGAAUCAGGUGUGUUGGAGCAGGGAAACAUCCAAAACAUGCAGGACAGUGGGCCUCAAGGACUAGACUUGAGAACCACUGCCCUUGACAAUAAUACCAUGGUCAACAAAUCAGUUUCUGGUAAUUUUGGUGGUGUGAGCAGGUGCUAGAAAGAAAAAAAAUCAAUGUCUCUAUAAAGUUCCUCAGCAGAUGAAAGCAUGAAGUGCUAAUCAAAGUUCAUCUGACGAUCUUGGCACUCAAUGAGGGACAUAUUUCAAAACAUCCAAAUAGAUCCUUUGAGUGAAAAUCAAAAAUCUUAAUCCAAAAGCUGCUUUAGGUGACUCAAUAUUUAUUUUAGUCACCCUCUCCCCUCUGCAGGCUAAAGAAUCCCCCUGAAAACAUUCUGAGUGUUCUACAAAAUCUGGAAACAGGCUUUAGUCAGCUGAGGGAUAUGAUCAUGGCAGGAGUUCCUCUGAAGCAAAUGGAGCCUCUGUCUGUAAACUGUGAGAAGAUUUCCACUGAAGUGAGUUCUAUCCCUGCACAGGUAAGAUUUAGAGUUGUGACCCAACAAGUCUUUUACAUAAAACAGUUAAUUGAUCUUAUUUUACUCCUACUUGGUCUGGUUUAAGAUCAGCGAUGAUGUCCUGAGAAAUGUUCCUCCUGGGUGAGUCAGGGCAUACGUGCCUGUGUUUUGAUUUAGUUUACUUCAAUGGUGUAUCAGCUGUAGCAUUUGACUUUGUAUCAGUAGGUACGGGGCUAUUGUCUUUUCUGAUUCACAGGAGCUCCCAAAAAACACCGACACACAAAACAUCAGGUGAAGACAAAGGAUGUACUGAUAGUCAAAGCAGAGACAGCUGUCAGGUAUGUGUAAACAGGAGGUGUGAUAGAAAAACAUCAACAGUAGAGCUGUAGCAUUUUUUCCUCUGUCAGCUGUUUUAAUAAUCAGUAAAUCUUUUUAUCCUUUCCGACAAACAUCUGCCGGUUCCGGCUGAAAUGUUCAGUAUUUAAAUUUUUUUUUGACAUUUUAUAGACAAAAACUGCAGAUGAGUCAGUAAAGAAAGCAGAGAUUUUAAAGUUCCUGCAGUACUAAAUAUGAAUGAGCAAUAACCUGGAACAUCUUGUUUUAAUAUGGGACCGUUUGAACUUAGUUUUACAUUUAUUCCUCAUCAAUUCAAACCUCUUAUCUCAGGAAAAAGAUAAAGAGACGAAGAAGGAGAGCAGAAAACCUACGAGAGCUGUCACUCUGCUCCAGAAUCCACCAAAGUUGGAAGAAAAGCAAUCAAGUGAGCAAAAUGAACAUCUUGCAUCACCUUGAAAGCGUGUGUCUGAAUCAUAGAUGAGCUUUUCUUUUUGUUGAGAGCAGUUUCAUGUAAAGAGCCCCACACCAGCGAGGCCUGGUAUGAUGCUGAAGAAAAUCUGGAACUUCCAGGACCUGAAGCAGCCCCUGUUGGACAGGAUGCAACAGGUGAGAUCAGGAGUACCUGUCAAGGACAAGUUGCUAAAGAUGGAUGAUAUUGUAAGUGGUGACGCUGUUUUUUUAACCUCAGGAUUGCCCAGUGAGGAGGUUGAGAUUUCAGUUCUCUUUGUUUCCAAUCUGCCAAGUCAUGUGGCAAAGGUGAGCUUGUAUCCUUUCUGCUGCUGACUGUUAAAACAUUAAUAUCUCAGGUAAGAAUAAGUGUCACUGUUUUUUUUUUAAGCAUCAUUCAGAUUUCAAAAACUUUUCACCCUCAUUUGUUGUACUACAAUCAUAGCCAGCAGAGGGCGGUACAAGCUUUAACUUGAAUUUCCUCUUUUCCAGAGUGAUGUGAUUCUAUGGUUUGAAAAAUACAAUGUCCUAGAAGUCAGCCUCUCUGAUUUAAAGAAUGGUCUGAGGUGAGCUACCUUCUACUCUUACUGAGAGUUUUUUUUACCACUUUCCAUUCGCAUGGUAAAAAUUGAGUCGUAUGUCUGUAAAGAUGUCAGAAAUGUUGUAAAGUUUUCCAGACCAGUCUUAAACCCGUCUUUAUUACAUCAAAGCCCCCAUGCAGUGAAUUUGCUUCCCAAAAAGACAGUGUUAUAGCCGCCUGCCUUUCUCUUUGUGAGCCAGGGUUGCCAUAGUGACGACAAGUGGAUCCCAGUCUGCUAAAGAAGCAGUGAGAGAUCUGAAUGGAUGCAACAUGCAAGGCCACACUUUACAUGUGGAGCACAUCAUCAGACCCACCGGCGGGAACCAGAGCCAGGCCUUGGACCCUGUCAGUGGACCAGAGUCUGCUCAGGCCAAAAAACCCCGAACCUCAAACACUGAAUCCAGCAAAACUGAGAGAGAGGUAUAGCAGAGUUGUUCCACAUAGAAAAACAGGUAGAAGAUGUCGGAUAUAACCGUGCAAAAUCGUCAUCUAAGGUCAUAGACAGAACAAAUGAUGUACUUAACAGGCAAAUAAUCAGACUGACGAUUUUUGCUAGUGCAGUCUGUCUUUUUCUUAUCCCAGCUGAUAGCUCAGCCUUUGCUCAGCUCCAGCAUGAAGAACAGAAAAGUUUCCUGCACCCCCACUGUGAGAGGAACCUGUGUACCCCAGCAUUACUGCACCCUGGGCGGCUUCGAAACCCUGAUGGCAGAGCUGACGCAGAGGCACCCGGAUGUCAGCAGGCAGAGGAUCAUUGAUGCUCUGAGUGAGCUGAAGGCAAAGCACGGUGGUGUCCUCAUCAGUCUGCCCCUCAGCACCAUCAGAGACAUGAUGUCUGAGCUCCUGAUCCAGCCAGCCACCACAACCCAGAGAUGA
Molecule: messenger RNA, 4911 nt
Organism: Xyrichtys novacula (pearly razorfish)
Lineage: Eukaryota; Metazoa; Chordata; Actinopteri; Labriformes; Labridae
Source: the annotation of a GenBank genome assembly